Tricharina praecox is the source of this 659-nucleotide messenger RNA. RefSeq lists its product as uncharacterized. NCBI's taxonomy places the organism in Eukaryota, Fungi, Ascomycota, Pezizomycetes, Pezizales, Pyronemataceae. The transcript has a single exon. Bases 126 to 560 code for a protein of 144 amino acids. The record is from RefSeq and is a predicted model, not a curated record.
AGGUGGGGGGGUGUUGUUGUUGUUGUUCUUCGCGAUCGGGUACUAGGAAGAGGCAGGAGGAGGAGCAGAGGGCCUUUUGUUUUGUCCGUCCGGACCGCAGGAGUGACUAUGACUUACCUACCACUAUGGCGAGGGCGGGCGUGGUGACGACGAGGUCGGCUGGCAUGGUUUUGCUUGCUUGUUCUUCAUUCGAUUCAGCGGGCGCGGACACCGAAACGCGACGAGUCAAGCAUUCGACCUCGCUCCAGGCCUGCCUGUGGCGGGUCUGUUUGAUACCGGCGUUCGUCCGUCACGGCCGAACGCAGCGAGCGUAUUGUGCGAGGAGCGAUCGUUCGGUUCUGCCGAGCCGAGAGAUAGCGGUAGAGUGGGUGGUGGCGAGUCGCGACGAUAGUGACGGCGAGGUGGUGAUGGCCGUUGGCAGUUGGCAGUUGGCAGUUGGCAAUUGCGGUUUGUAUGGUGAAGAUACGGGGGGUGGGCAUGGAAACGGACGCGGACACGGACACAGAUGGAGAGAAGGGAGAAUGGGAAUCAGUUACGUUGCGGGUGAGGACGACAUUUGAUGAUCAGCCUCACAGCUCGAUGCAGCUAGAGGAUGGUGGUUGAGCCCAGCGAAGCCUGCACGACUUGUGUACCGAUUAGGCGACGACGCCCACUCCGGG